GGUUGGUCACGGGAGUUCCGCUCUGUUUCCCCAGCAACUGUCCUCCUUCCCCCCCCCCCCUCCCCCCGGGCGCCGAUCAUGCUGUGUAAGGAGGAACCGUCCCGGCCGCUGGCCGCGACCCCGAGCGCUGCGGCCCGCUACUUCUGCACGGCCAGCCGCGGGCUGGAGCGCUUUCUGGCCGAGGAAGUGCGCGCCAAGCUGGGUGCCUGGGAGGUGGAGCAGAUAUCAGGCAAAGUGUUCUUUACAGUUGAUGCAGAUUUGAAACAGCUAAAGAACCUGAAAUGCGCAGAGCGACUAUUUUUACUGGUGAAAAAGCUGCCCCCAAUCCAGAUGCCAAGCUAUAAAGGUAAAGGAAUUCAUGUAGCUCAGAAGUAUGUGAUGGGAGAACCUAAUAAAUGGCUGGAUGUUGUUUCCAAAUGGCAGUCUCUAUGGAAUCUUGGCAAAGAACAUGAAUGUACUUUGGAGGUUACAGAAACUGGGAUAGAACGGUCAACACAACAGGAGAGCAGCCAAACAACAAAAAGGCCAAGGUUAGAGCUGGAUAAACCUCAUACCACUGCUGUUGAUGCAAGUCUACCAGGACACUAUGAUCCUCAUUCAGUAAAUCAAGGAAGUACUCAGAAUAAUGUGGUGAUGCAGACACCACCUUCACCUGCAAAGCUGCUUAAUCCUAAGAGUGAUGGUGCUGUGUCAUAUAUGCCUUUCAGAGUAUCUUGUCGCUGUAGUGGGAAGAUUGCUAAAAAGUUUACAUCGCAGGAGCUAGGAAGAGCAAUUGGGAUUGCACUCAGCAGAGAACUGGGUUGGAAAGCUGAAUUGAGGAACCCUAUGCUGGAGGUCUAUGUUCAUUUAAAUGAUAUUCACUGUGUGGUUGGAAUUCCUAUUCUAAGACUUCCUUUAGCCAGCAGGGAUUAUAUUAAAAGUGCAGGACUGAGAUCGACAGUGGCUUGGGCCAUGGCCUAUCUUUGUGAUAUCCAGGUUGGCUCACGUGUGCUCGAUCCAAUGUGUGGUUUAGGGACCAUAUUGCUGGAAGCUGCCAAAGAGUGGCCUAAUGCAUAUUAUCAUGGAAUAGACAAUACAGCCAUACAGUUGCAGAUGGCAUCUGUUAAUGUGUGUUUUGCAAAGCUGGAGAGCAACAUUGACUUAACAAGAGCUUCUGUCACAGAGUUACCUUUACUCACAGAAAGCAUUGAUAUAGUCAUCUGUGAUAUUCCAUUUGGAAAAAAAUUUAAGAUUACUCAGGACACCAAAGCAAUGAUGCCCUUUAUCCUCAAAGAGAUGGUGAGGGUGCUACGUGGAGAUGGGACCCUUGUGCUUCUACUUAGCCAAGAACUCUCACUGGAUAUACAGCAAUGGCAGAAACCAAAGAGUCACCAGAGUAAUAAAGGAAAGCUUGCUGUCCAGGAGGAUGGAAAUCCUUUACCAACAAAACAAAGUUCAGAACCAAUUGAAAAUGUUGACGUGAAGGACUUAGCAGUAGCCAAAAAUGAGCAAUCUGAAGUUAAAACAGAAGUUUUGGCCUCUCUGAUACCAGAGGGUAUCUUCCCAGUCAGUCUUGGUGUAACAGAAGCCUCUAUACACAGGUACAAGAAAAUCCCUAUAACAUGAAUGAAAGCACUGACAUAGGUGCAGAAUACAAUGCAAGAAUCCAAAGUGAGCAGAAGUCUUCAAAAAGAUAAAACUAGUAAUUUCUUGGAACCAUCAUGUUAAAUUGUAGCCUGAUCUCCAGAUGAACAAUAAGCAUGGGGAUGAUGAGUGUGAACCCUGGAUUAAAACAGUGUUCAGCUUCGAUCAAUAUCUUCAGAAACCAAAUGUAAAUCAGAGGUUGGUGGGGAAUAUGACCUUGAAUAAUGCCUAACUUGCAUCUGUUAAGAUUGCUUAUGGUAUAAGGUGAAAUAGAAGGUAACAAUCAGCAUGCUGCUAUGAUUUUAACCGCAAAUGGAUCUUCCAAUUUUAUCAGGUGACUAUCAUUGAAAACCUAUCAAUGAAAGUUCAGCCAUGCACAGGCCUGUUCAGUCCAUAGUCACCAAUGUUGUACUCUAUGAUCAGUAGUGUUGCAGUUCCAUAUUGGGGUAUGAGGCAAGAAAAUGCUAGACAAACAGAUUGAAUCUAAAUAAAUUUAUUUUUAUAUUUUCAAUUUUCUCUGAUAUUGUUUUAAUAUCUUAAUGUGGAACCUGAAAUUUUAGAGCCCUGUGAGUAAAUGUUCCUUGAACUGCUGGCAGUCUGAGGGGUUAAAUUAUAUGGUAGAAUAUUGAGACAGAAAGUAGUCACAACCAGCAUAAAUUUCAUGCAUGGUAACUUAAUGUGAGAAUUGCAUUGAACAACACAGAUUUCUUUUUGAAUGAAGAGAAAAUGUAUUGAAUCAGCUUUUAAUUUUUGAAAUAGAAGAUUACCUAAUGUUUAUGAAUGACUAGACACGUUAUCACAAUUAGAUAAUUUGUUUUCAUUUUGUCAGACAUUUGUACAAUUUUAAUACCCAAAUAUAGUUUUUAACACUUAGUAUUUUAUGAAUAAAGGUACAAAGAUUUU
Messenger RNA from Pristis pectinata (smalltooth sawfish), 2526 nucleotides. It is a transcript of the gene thumpd2, whose product is annotated as THUMP domain containing 2. Gene Ontology annotation, molecular function: RNA binding; tRNA (guanine) methyltransferase activity. Gene Ontology annotation, biological process: tRNA methylation. NCBI's taxonomy places the organism in Eukaryota, Metazoa, Chordata, Chondrichthyes, Rhinopristiformes, Pristidae. The record is from RefSeq and is a predicted model, not a curated record. The transcript has 10 exons. The coding region runs from base 79 to 1605 and encodes 508 amino acids.